Molecule: messenger RNA, 1853 nt
Organism: Nelumbo nucifera (sacred lotus)
Lineage: Eukaryota; Viridiplantae; Streptophyta; Magnoliopsida; Proteales; Nelumbonaceae
Product: protein TIFY 10B-like
Biological process (GO): regulation of defense response; regulation of jasmonic acid mediated signaling pathway; response to wounding
Cellular component (GO): nucleus
Source: RefSeq, a predicted model, not a curated record
UUCAGUGAACCAGCAAGCUGCAAGCCAGACCCCAUAAAUUCUUAAAACUGGCCCCAAAUAGGAUUUAUCGUCAAUCGAGCUCGGAUUUUGUUAUUAUUUUGGCCAUCUGAAUCGUUUUUUUUUCUUUUUUUGUUUUCUGUUUCUGGGGUUUGAUUUGAUCGGGAAAGAUGUCAAGAGCGCCGGACCUGACUGAAACCGGGAGGUUCGCCGGGUGGAGGCCGGUGAGGGGGCUGACGGAGAAGUCGAAUUUCACGCAGACGUGUAGUCUGCUGAGCCAGUAUAUAAAGGAGAAGGGGAGUUUGGGAGAUCUCAGCCUCGGAAUCGGCUCCAGUCUUGACGGGAAAGGUUCAAUUUUAACUUCGAGUUCAAGCAAGCCGGAAACGAUGAAUUUGAAUCUGUUGCCGGUGUUGGAAACACAGUCUGAUUCAGACCGAAACGCCCCAUCUCGAGAGGUCAAAUCCAUGGAUUUGUUUCCUCAGCAAGCCAGUUUCCGAGUACCCAAUCCCCCCGAAGACACAACAAAGAAACCUGAUUUCAGACCGGCGACGAAGGAGCCUGAGAAGGCCCAGAUGACGAUAUUUUACGCUGGAAAAGUACAUGUAUACGACGAUUUUCCGGCGGACAAGGCGAAGGAGCUCAUGGUUUUAGCUAGCAAAGGAAGUGCCAUCCAGACCCCGGCUUCCGGCAGCAUCGAUACUGUUUCCGGCAAAGACCAACACAACUCCGUCGGCCUUGCUCCUUCCAAUUCUAGCUUGAUUCCUGCCUCCUCCACCAACAAUCCCAACCUAGGCAAAGACCAACACAACUCCGGCGGCCUUGCUCCUUCCAAUUCCAAUCUGGUUCCUCCCUCCGCCACCAACAAUCCUAGCCAAGGCAAAGACCAACACAACUCCGGCGGCCUUGCUCGUUCCAAUUCCAAUCUGGUUCCUCCCUCUGCCACCAACAAUCCUAACCAAGACCGAGCUCAGCCUCAGCGACCUCCUCAACCCAGUAGUUCAGAUCUGCCGAUUGCAAGGAGAGUUUCACUCCACAGGUUCUUGGAGAAGAGGAAAGACAGGAUUGGGGCAAAAGUACCCUACCAAGUGGGCAACCCGGGUGAGGGAGAAGCUCCUUCCAGUUCUAAACCGGGUUCUGAAGCGGGUAGCUCGGGUGAGAAAGAAGGUCCUUCUAGUUCAAAACCGGCUGAAGUGGGCAACUCGGGUGAGAAGGAAGGUCCAUCCGGUUCAAAUUCCAAACCGGAUGAAAGCAGGACAUGGCUGGGAUUAGGUUCACAAAGAGAAGCUCCUUCCGGUUCAUCCAGACCGGAAGAAGGUAGGACAUGGCUGGGAUUGGGUUCACAAGGAGAAGCAGCUCCGUCCAGUUCCAACUCCAAACCGCCUGAAGGCAGAAGCAAUGCGUGGCUCGGCUUGUCCUCACAAGCUCGAUCUCCACAGUAGUUCAGCUUCAGAGUUCAGAGUUUAGCCAUUUAUUUGCCCUAUGACUAGCUCAGUCCUUACUCUUUUACUUAUGGCUGAGGUCGAUUCGCUUUGGAUCUCUACCUGUGCUACGCCUCAAUCCCUGUAUGAGAAGAAUCAUUAAUUGCUAUUAAAUUUUUAUUAUAGUUUGAUUAGGGUGAGUUCCACUCUUUCACUCACUCAACAUUACAACUCUCUCUUGUGUGAAAUUGUUGAAGCAACAGUCAACAGAAAGCUUUGAAAUCCCUUAUCCAUUUGACAUGGGUCAAGUUGUGAAAUUGAAAUUGAGAGAUCUAUUUGUUUUCCUUUUGAAACAUUAGACUGCACUAUGUUGCAGUUACGACAGAAAAAUAUGAGGUUUUAGUUCAGAUUUGAGCUCGAUUCAAAAGAUUAGGGCCU